CUCACAAGCCUACUUAAAAUGGCCUCUUUUUCCCUCUCUCAUUUCUCUGUCUAGGCUUAUCGAUAUGAUAAUAAGGGCCGUAGUAGAGUAGAGUACAGAGAGAUGAUCAGAGAGAAACAGAAGAAGGUACAGGGCAGUUGCACAGAUUUUUCCAGCGACAUCAUCCACCCUUAUGAUUUCCCCCUAAUCUUUCAGCAAAUCCCAUGAACAACCAGCCCCUCUAUAUUAUAACCCCACUACUCAUUUUCCAUUUUCACAACGUCAACUUCUUCUAACAAAUCUCAAACAACAUGCUCUAGCUGUGUUCGUAGUUUCUUGUUGCAUUUUCUUCUGUUAGCUAGUCAUUAAUUCCUCUUUUUCAAUGGAGAACUACCAGCAUUUCGACUGCAGUGAUGGGAAUUUACCCCCUGGUUUUAGGUUCCAUCCAACUGAUGAAGAACUCAUCACCUACUACCUACUGAAGAAGGUUCUUGACGGCAACUUUACUGCUCGAGCAAUUGCUGAAGUUGACCUCAACAAAUGCGAGCCCUGGGAGCUGCCUGGGAAAGCCAAGAUGGGAGAAAAAGAGUGGUACUUUUUCAGCCUACGUGAUCGGAAGUAUCCAACGGGGCUGAGAACUAACAGAGCUACUGAGGCUGGUUACUGGAAAGCUACAGGGAAAGACAGGGAGAUUUACAGCUCAAAGACUUGUGCACUUGUGGGCAUGAAGAAAACCCUAGUUUUCUACCGAGGUAGGGCUCCUAAAGGAGAGAAGAGCAACUGGGUUAUGCAUGAAUAUCGCCUUGAUGGCAAAUUUGCCUAUCACUACAUCUCAAGAAGUUCUAAGGACGAGUGGGUAAUUUCAAGGGUCUUUCAGAAGAAUGGUUCCUCUGUCGGUGCCAAUUCAAAUGGUGGCAAGAAAAGGUUAAGUUCCAGUAUCAACAUGUAUCAAGAAGUAAGUUCACCGUCCUCUGUUUCUCAGCUUCCACCGCUCCUUGAUUCCUCUCCUUACAGCACCACUGCCACUUCUGCUGUCAUUAAUGCUGAUCGUGAGAGCUUCAGAAAGGAGCACGUGCCCUGUUUCUCCACAACUGCUACGCACAGUUUCGACCCAAGUUCUGUCUUUAGCAUUUCGUCGAACAGCCUGCAUGCACUGCCACCUCCUAGUUUCAGUGCCAUUCUUGACUCUUCCACUAAUUUUGCCCACUACACAAGGAACUCAACUUUUCCCAGCUUAAGGUCACUCCAUGAGAAUCUGCAGCUUCCGUUAUUUUCCAGUGGAGCUCCGGCCAUGCACAGCGGUUUUCCUGCUCCAAUGGACAACUGGCCGGUGCCGGAGACUCAGAAAGUUGAACAGUCUGAACUUGAUUGCAUGUGGAGUUACUGAAAGGAUGUGUAUUUGGUGUUUAUUUAAUUAAUUUUGAUGUUCUAAUUAGUACUUUGAUUAGUAAGUUAAUUAGUUUUAAUGUUCUGAAAUGUUUCCUUUUGGUUGGGUAAGGAAUGUACUGUGUGGCAGCUUUAGUAGCUAGUGUUGUCACGUUGUUGUAAACGUUCGGCGUAAUUUAAUGCAUGUAUUAUUUGCUGUCUUUUCGUACGUUCUA
Nicotiana tabacum (common tobacco) is the source of this 1580-nucleotide messenger RNA. Its product is annotated as protein CUP-SHAPED COTYLEDON 2-like. The record is from RefSeq and is a predicted model, not a curated record. Lineage: Eukaryota; Viridiplantae; Streptophyta; Magnoliopsida; Solanales; Solanaceae. Gene Ontology annotation, biological process: regulation of DNA-templated transcription. Gene Ontology annotation, molecular function: DNA binding.